Capsicum annuum is the source of this 1083-nucleotide messenger RNA. RefSeq lists its product as uncharacterized. Lineage: Eukaryota; Viridiplantae; Streptophyta; Magnoliopsida; Solanales; Solanaceae. Bases 116 to 901 code for a protein of 261 amino acids. The record is from RefSeq and is a predicted model, not a curated record. The transcript has 2 exons.
CAAAGGCAAGCAUAUAUAAUUGGGCCAUAGAAAGGCCUGGUUGGUCACGGGCCUCAAUAUGUGCGGGUCAAUUUGGAAGUAGUGCGCUCUAUUCGGCUCAUUUCCAUUUGGGAAAAUGGAAAGUGGCCGUCACAAAUUAGUUCAGCUUCUAAUAGUGAUGGCGGAUCCCGAUGUUGUAGAAGAUCAGGAAGAAGAAGAAGAUGAAGGUGCAAUAACACAAGCCCAGCUAGAAAAGCGUAAGAAAUGGGAAUGUACCAGAGAUUUCCGAUCUCUUUCUGAUCCACCACCAGUUUGCUCUUUCAUCCCCAUUCGAGAUUAUUCAUUUCACAAAUCUUCCGGUAACUUCGCCGUUUUUCCUCCGGCAAACCACGAGAACCUCUAUCCCGUUCAUCAAAAUCACAGUCAGUCAUCGUCGCCGCCCUCUCCGUCAUCGCCGUCGCUGUUGUCGUCGUCGUCGUCAUUUUCACCUUCUCAUCGAGAGAACGGUGAAUCUUCCUACUCAUUUGCCGCCUCAGAUUCCAAUGUAGUGGAUCCACCAAGAUCCGUGACAGAUUGUCCUCGUAUACCAGCCAGAGGAGCUGGUUAUCGAGGAAAAUGGCUGAAUUUGGGACUGCAGGUGUUGGUUUCUAGAGUCUGCGGUACUGGUAUGUUAAGCAAGGGUCUUAGUUCAGCUCGAAGGGCUGUAAUGAUUAUUCUCUCGCCGUUUGGAAUGGCGGCAAUGCUUGUGAUGUUUGUGUAUUUUCGUCGGCGACGGAGAUUGAUUAGAGGACAGAGAGGGGAAGAAGAGCUGAGACGCACCAUUAGAGCGAAGGAUGAGAGAAUAAAUCAACUUCUAAGUCAAAUAGCAGAGAUGAAUCAGGUAUUUGUGGCUAUGCACAAACGUAAUCUGUCCAAGAAUUAGCUGAAAAUUAGUAUGUAAUAGUACUGUGCUGUGGAGGGAUAAUGGUCAAUAGCUGCUUCUCUAGUGACACACACCAAUGUGGAUGGCCAAGGUCCAUUAAUAGUGUGUAUUCUGUAAGUUUGGAACUCAAUUCUUGCAAAUAUACUAUAAAAUGGUAGAACAGCAGCUUCAUUGUUUGUCUA